Messenger RNA from Adineta ricciae, 1137 nucleotides. The record is from the annotation of a GenBank genome assembly. Lineage: Eukaryota; Metazoa; Rotifera; Eurotatoria; Adinetida; Adinetidae.
AUGCUUCGUCCACCAACAGCAGUUCGUUCAACUGGCCUCCGACCACCUGCGCCAAGUGGUCUUCGACCACCGAUGCCUUCGUCCCAUCAUCAACAGCAACAAGCUCGACGUGUUGCACCUCAACCAUCACCGGCACCAUAUCAACCGGCGAAGACAGCACACCGCCAAACAAGUCGUCCAUCGGUCAACUCUGCUUCACGUGAUCCGCCAGUGCAAUCGCGCCCUUCAAUUUUUCCACGUAACCAAGCUCAUACGCCGAUGCCAUCUGCUGCUCGUCGUACAUCAACGGUCGUCAACCGUCAAUCGACUGUUCAUAAACAGCAUGAACAAUAUGGUGAUGAAAAUGCUGUUCCUACGAGUUAUUCGAUAAAACAAGCAUGCGAACGACUUGGUUAUGAUUAUCGUCAUUUAAUGGAUGAAAAACGACGUAUUGGUUAUACUGGACCUGGACUUCUUGUUCCUGAACGAACAGAAGUUGAUGAAAUGCUUUUAAAAAAUAUCGACGUCCCAUUUGGUAUUUGGCUAUACAAAUAUGUUCGACUUUAUCCCGGAGAACCUUUAGCUGAGAACUUGAAUGAACGCCAAUUUGUUCCCGAAAGAUUAGACCAAAACGAAAUGAUUAACGUUGUUCGUCCAACAAACCGUACGCAACGACAAACGACACGUAUUCUCGACUUAUUUGGCGAUAAAAGCAAUACAAUGCCAGUACCCUCAAUAGAAACUACAUAUGACAUAGUCACUAAAUCUCAAAUGCCACCACCGCCGCCGCCUCCUCCUCCUCCAUCCAACGAAUUUCGCUUCGCACGGUCGACAACUGUCUUAGCCAUCAAUGAUGAAGUAAAUCGUUCGCCGCGUCGUUUACCCCAUCAUAAUAACAAUCAAUUACAAUUGCCAACAGCUAUUCUUAAACGUUCACAAACACAAAUAAUCAAUGCGAAAUUAGAUAGUGACUCGUUUGAUCGUGAUGCACAGAUCCGCGUUCGAGAACUGAAAUGUUCGGCAAUUGGACAAGAAUUUAUCGAACAACUAGAACGUUUGCGUUCCAUUGAUGAUCCCGAUUUAUUCACAAUUAAAAUUUCUAUGUUCGAUGCAGCGAUACAACGAAUUGAGAAAAUUAUUAGUAUGCUCCACAUUUGA